Eutrema salsugineum is the source of this 888-nucleotide messenger RNA. Its product is annotated as MLP-like protein 328. Gene Ontology annotation, biological process: defense response. Bases 215 to 670 code for a protein of 151 amino acids. The record is from RefSeq and is a predicted model, not a curated record. The transcript has 2 exons. Lineage: Eukaryota; Viridiplantae; Streptophyta; Magnoliopsida; Brassicales; Brassicaceae.
AUGAAUAAUAUGCACAUGGGCAUAGUUUUUUUCUUUUUCUCGUCAAAUGAAGAUAACAACAUGUAUUUACUUUUUUUUUUUAACCGUGACGCUCUCUAAUCUCUAUAUAAACGAAGGAUAACACAACGGAAAAUAUUCAUUCACCAACCAAAUAUAAACAAAACAAAAUAAAACAAACAAGAAACUUCAAUCAAUACCCAAAGAAGAGAGAGAGAUGGCGACGUCAGGAACAUAUGUGACGGAGGUUCCACUGAAAGGAUCGGCGGAGAAACACUACAAGCGGUGGAAGAAUGAGAACCACCUCUUCCCCGACGCCGUCGGCCACCACAUUCAGGGUGUCAACGUCCACGACGGUGAAUGGGACUCUCAUGGAUCUAUCAAGAUUUGGAACUACACAUGCGAUGGGAAACCAGAGGUGUUCAAGGAGAAGAGGGAGAAUGACGACGAGAAUAUGGCGGUAACGCUUAAAGGGCUCGAAGGUCACGUGAUGGAGGAGCUUAAGGUGUAUGACGUCACAUUUCAGUUCAUUCAAAAGUCGCCUGAAGAUAUCGUCUGCAAGAUCACUAUGGUCUGGGAGAAGCGAACCGAUGACUCGCCUGAGCCCAUCAACUACAUGAAGUUCGUCAAGAGCCUCGCUGCUGACAUGGACAACCAUGUCCUCAAAGCCUAAAUAUAUCCUUUUCGAACCAUCAUGAUCACCACGGUCAUAAGCGGCUUUCUUUGUGUGUGUGUGCGUCUCUUUGUGUCUUUGUAUGGUUAAAUCAAUAUAAUAAAUGGGACUCUUGUAUGGUUUCAUUAAUUACUAUUAAUAUUGUUAUUGGGUUUUUGUAAUAUGCUUUGAUGUUGUUAAUUAUGGUGAUUACAUUUCGAGGUCAAUGUAUACAUAUU